GGGUACCCCGUAACGUGACGGUGCUUCGUUGACAGCUACGCGCACACUAUUUCUUUCAUCUUUCCUUUUUCUCUCGAACCUCCACGAAUAAUACGUUUUGCAAACUCUCGAGAUUGCUUCUUCUAGACAAAAUCCUCUUCUUCGUUCAACUUUUCUUCAUCGCUGAUUCUCUUAAUUGAAAUCAUUCUUCAGCUAUACUUGUUUCGAUUUGGUAUUUCUACUCUCUUUGAUUGAAAAUUCCGGAAGAUCUGAUUAGCCAUGUCUUACGCUUACCUCUUCAAGUACAUCAUCAUCGGAGAUACUGGUGUUGGAAAAUCUUGCCUUCUUCUUCAGUUCACAGACAAACGUUUCCAACCUGUUCAUGACUUAACAAUUGGUGUUGAAUUUGGAGCCAGAAUGAUCACCAUUGACAACAAACCAAUAAAGCUCCAAAUCUGGGACACAGCUGGUCAAGAAUCAUUUAGAUCAAUCACAAGAUCUUACUACAGAGGUGCUGCUGGUGCCCUUCUUGUUUAUGACAUCACCAGGAGGGAAACUUUUAAUCAUCUUGCUAGCUGGUUGGAGGAUGCUAGACAACAUGCAAAUGCAAACAUGACAAUUAUGCUUAUUGGUAACAAAUGUGAUCUUGCACAUAGAAGAGCUGUUAGCACAGAAGAAGGUGAACAGUUUGCAAAAGAACAUGGUUUAAUUUUCAUGGAAGCUUCUGCAAAAACUGCUCAGAAUGUUGAAGAGGCAUUCAUAAACACAGCUGGAACAAUUUAUAAGAAGAUUCAAGAUGGGGUUUUUGAUGUAUCAAAUGAGUCUUAUGGUAUUAAAGUUGGAUAUGGUGGCAUUCCUGGGCCUUCAGGAGGAAGAGAUGGGUCCACUUCUCAAGGAGGGGGUUGUUGCAAUUAAUAAAACAAUUGGGUGCUUUGAAAAACUUUUUUUUUUUUUUUUUUUGAUUGAUGCAAUCAUCACAUUGUGUAAAAAA
Molecule: messenger RNA, 970 nt
Organism: Lactuca saligna
Lineage: Eukaryota; Viridiplantae; Streptophyta; Magnoliopsida; Asterales; Asteraceae
Source: the annotation of a GenBank genome assembly